AGGCGGAGUGACGGUGCCGUCCCCCCACCCAAGAAGAAACUGCGCAAGAAGCGGCCGCCCUUGGACGAGUCAGGGGGAAUGACCUAAAGAAGAACGGGCCCCCAGGGAAGAGGUGCAACGUGAAGGACCCCCAGGUCUCUGGUGUGACCAGCGGGAGCCGGGGAGCCGGCCGGCCGGCACCGCCGGGAAUGGCGAGCACGCACAAGGACCUCCUCUCCUCGGAGCCGCCCCCGCUCCCCGGGGGGGGAGCGGCGGCGGUGGUGAUCGCGGCGGCGGCGGUGGCCGCGGCGGCGUGCCUGGGGGCCGGCUGCUGCGAGUCCGCGGGCGCCGUCGGCGGAGGAGGCGGCGGUGGCGGAGGAGGAGCGGGGAAAGGCGGGGGGCCCGAGGGGCCCGGCUUGCUCGCCGUGGAGGUGGCGACGCCGACGGCCGUGGCGGCGCCGCUGCCCGCGCGCUCGCUGGCGCCCAAGGCCGGCGACGGCGGGGGUCGCGGCGGCCGCAAGGAGACGCGGCUCAAGGAGAAGGAGGGCGGCGAGAAGGAGGGCGGUGCCUGGAUGUACAUGGAGCCCGUGCGGAGCCAGGCCCGCAGCCCGCGCCCCGCCUGGCAGCCGCCGCACCUCGAGCGGCAGCAGCAGCAGCAGGAGGACGACGAGGAGGAGGACGAGGACGACGAGGAUGACGACGACGAGGACGACGACGCGGGCUACGGGAUCGGCGAGGAGCGGCAGGGCUGGGUGUGGCGCAACGGCGCGCAGCGUGGCCGCCGCCGGGGCGUCCGCCAGCCCCCCGGCUCCCGUGCCGACCUCUUCUCCCGCGGCGGUGGCAGCGGCGGCGGCGGUGGCCGUGGCGGCGGUGGCGGCGGCGGCGGCGGUGGUGGUAGAGGCGGUGGCGGUGGUAGAGGCGGAGGCGGUGGCGGCGGUGGUGGAGGCGGGCUCGGCGGUCAGAGCGACUUCGAGAGUGGAGAGGACGAGGAGGAGGAGGAAGAGGACGAGGAUGAGGACGACCUGGAUGAGGAUGAUGAUGAUGACGAGGAUGAGGUGGACGAGGUGUCGGGGACGAGGGCGGAUGGCGGGGAGAGGCGGAGUGACGGUGCCGUCCCCCCACCCAAGAAGAAACUGCGCAAGAAGCGGCCGCCCUUGGACGAGUCAGAUGGUGAGGAUGACGUGGAGUGGGACAUGCGGGCAACCCGCCCGGACUCCCUAGAGGACUGCCCCUCCCCCAACAGCGCAUUACCCCGGCGCCCGCGUGGACGCCCGGCCAAGAAGAAGUCGAGCGAGCGCAAGCACCAGCAGCAGCAGCACCAGCAGCAGCAGCAGCACCAGCAGCAGCACCAGCAGCACCAGCAGCAGCACCAGCAGCAGCCGCAGCAGCACCAGCAUCGCGGAGAGCCGGGUUCGGCCAAGGCACGCGGCUCGGGCUACGAGACCGGCCUUCGGCAGCGCCCGCCGCGACGUAUCCUCUACCAGGCCGGCGAGCCGUUCUACUACCGGCCGCGCAAGCAGGACCUGCUGUGGCUACUCAAGAAGGAGAAGCAGCGCAAGCGGAAAUCAGACGGCGACGGGAGCCCCCCCUUGCUCUCCCGCCAGCCUCUGCUGCCCUCGCCCGUACUUCUGCCCUCUCCGCCGCUGCCCCCGACGCCUCCCCCGGCCCCUCCCCCUCUGCCGCCGCUGCCGCCGCCGCCGCCCGAGCGCAAGGAGCCGCCGGCGCUGGAGGCCCCGAAGCGCUCCGAGGCGGCGGAGCCCGAGAAGGAGGCGGCGCAGAGCGGGGCCGCUCCGGCGCCCGGGGCGGGAGACUCGAGCGGUUCCGGUCAGCACGGCGAGGGCGGCGACGUGGGGCCGGGCGAGCAGGCCGGCGCCGCGGCGGCCACCACCUCGGAGCUGCAGCAGGAAUACCAGGAUGGCUACGGGUUCCGGAUCGGCGAGCUCGUGUGGGGGAAGAUCCGAGGCUUCUCGUGGUGGCCGGGCCGCGUCGUGUCCUGGGAGGAGGCCGAGCAGUACUACUGGUACUUCACGGAGGGCACGCGCUGGGUCAAGUGGUACGGCGACGGCAAGUUCUCACUGGUGCCUGUGGAAAAGCUUUCCCUCUUCAGUAAGUUUGAAGAGAACUUCCACCAGCCAACGUACGCCAAGCAGCUCAUCUACCGCAAGGCCAUCUACGAGGCGCUGCAGGUCGCGAGCCGCCGGGCCGGCAAGCAGCUCCCGCAGCUGCCGGAGGGCGACAUGGACCACAACGAGGGCGACUUUGCGGCCCUGCUGGAGGAGCGCCUCAAGCCACUGAUGGAGUGGGCGCUGGGCGGCUUCCCCCCCAAGGGGGCCAAGGGCCUGGAGCCGCCCUCGGGGGAGCCGUCGCCAACGCCAUGCGUCGUGCGGCAGAGCCACUGCCCGAUGCGUCUGCCCCUGGAGGGCCCCCCGCUGCUCAAGCGCAAGCUCGUGGACUCCUACGUGUACGUGGACCGCAAGCGCCCACUGCUGCCCAAGAAGCCCAAGCCGCCGCCGCCCAUCAAAGCCAAGCAGAUCAAGCUGGCCGGCCUGCGGGACCAACACAUUUACGAAGUCCGGCGGAAAAACAGAAACAUCGAAGAUGUGUGCAUCGCGUGCGGCAGCCUUGACGUGAUCACCCACCAUCCGCUGUUUGAGGGCGGAAUGUGCCAGCCGUGCAAGAGCACCUUCAUGGAGUGUGCCUUUCAAUACGACGACGACGGCUACCAAGCCUACUGCUCCGUCUGCUACGGCGGCGGCGAGGUGCUCAUGUGUGGCAACAGCAAUUGUUGCAGGUGCUUCUGUGUGGAGUGCGUGGAGAUGCUGGUGAGCGUGGGGGCGGCCAAGUCGGCCAUCGCCGAGGAGCCGUGGAGCUGCUUCAUGUGCCGGCCCAAGGGGGCGCACGGCAUGCUCAGGCGCCGCGACGACUGGGCCAGCAAGCUGCAGAACCUCUUUACCAACGCGCACAGCCAGGAAUACGUCAGUGGCAGCGCAAACCCCAUCCCAAAGAUAUACCCGCCAAUCCUCGCCUCCCAGCGCAAGGCCAUCCGCGUCCUCUCCCUGUUCGACGGAAUCGCUACAGGUCUCCUGGUCCUCAAGGACCUGGGUAUCAAGCUGGAGCGCUAUGUGGCGUCCGAGAUCUGCGAGGACUCAAUCGUGGUGGGCACCGUGCGACACGAGGGCAAGAUUACCUACGUGGGCGACAUUCGCAACCUGACGCGCAAACACAUCCUGGAGUGGGGGCCAUUUGACCUGGUGAUCGGAGGCAGCCCGUGCAACGACCUGUCCAUCGUCAACCCUGCCAGGAAGGGUUUGUAUGAAGGCACGGGGCGACUGUUCUUCGAGUUUUACCGCCUUCUGCACGAGGCCAAGCCCAAGGAGGGGGAGGAGCGUCCCUUCUUCUGGCUCUUUGAGAACGUGGCCGCCAUGGGCGUCAACGAUAAGCGUGACAUCUCGCGUUUCCUGGAGUGUAACCCUGUGAUGAUUGAUGCCAAGGAUGUGUCGGCAGCUCACCGCGCCCGCUAUUUUUGGGGGAACCUGCCGGGCAUGAACAGGCCACUGGGAUCGGACCUGUCUGAGCUGCAAGACUGCUUGGAGCACGGGCGAACUGCCAAGUUCAGCAAAGUGCAGACCAUCACCACAAAGUCCAACUCCAUCAAACAGGGCAAGGACCAGCUGCUGCCCGUCGUGAUGAACGGAAAGGAAGACGUUCUCUGGAGCACAGAAAUGGAGCGGAUAUUCGGCUUUCCAGUGCACUAUACGGAUGUCUCGAACAUGAGCCGGCUCGCCCGUCAGCGACUGCUGGGCCGCUCGUGGAGUGUGCCGGUCAUCCGCCACCUCUUCUCCCCGCUGAAGGACUACUUCUCCUGCGUUUAGGCCUCCGCCACGCCGCGCCAGGGCCGUCGCAAACACAAUCGCGCAAAGACGCAGCACACGAGCCUGCACUAAGAAAACGCCUAAAAGAGGCAUGCACGCUGCACCGGUAAUGGCCAGUGGUAUAGCGUUUAGGUGAAGAGGCAAAACUUAAGAUAAAAAAAACUAAAUUUUACUAAGUACAGUACUAUCAUGAUGAGGCCGGCCUACGCAAAGCUAGGCCACCUUUGCUUGGGAUUGCGUGCAAGUCUGCGUGAAUGAUGCCGCAGUUAUAUCAAUUGUUUUACAUUGUUCUUAUUUGAGCUACAAGGUAAAGAUGUUUUUCAUCGCUAGGCCAAGGUCCGAAUGAAUUUCGACCAGGCCUAUGCUGUCAAGUACUGCAUAGGAAGUUGCUGCUAGGCCUCUUCACAGGUGUCCUGAGGUGUUCCCGUGGAGGAAUCCUGAUUUCUCAAGGUGCAGCACAUUUCCUCUUUUAAAUGUGUUGUAAUUUUAAUAGCUUAGAAAGAAUUUAAUACAAAGUCUCUACAGUACAGGGGAGCCUAUGUAAUCUUACAUUUUUUUUCUGCUGGAUUUAAACUGAGUAACUGCUUCCUAUGAAAUAACAGGUCUGUUUUAAGAAACAAAACAAACGUUUUUAUUUUUUAAUCAUUUUUUUAAACCGCUUAUUUAAUCGUGUGAAUACAAUUUUAAGUCGAAUGAAUUUAUAAUGAAAAUAUGAAGAAGUUGGUUUAUUUGGCAAGAAAUGUAAGGUUUAAACAUAGAUCCACUGUACCUCUAUCGAGUACCAGCUGUUGACACCACUGUCCGAACCCUUCUUGCCAUCGGCAGUGUUGUCACGUAUUAUUACUUUACGUGUUCAUUUCAAAGGGUUUUUUUUUCUUCUUCUUCUACUUCUUUGUAAUUCAGCGUUGUUGUUGUGUUGUUCGCGUCCGUUACUCGAGGGUCUGUUCGCUUCGUCUGCCCCAGUAAACCCAGACAUUUCCCUGUGCAGCUUCCAGAGACCUCGAGCAACUACCCGUAGACAAUCUCCUCGCUCGGCUGGGCCACAGUGGAGCAAGCACCGCAGCAAAGCAACGUCCAGAGACAUGCGCAAACAAACGCAACCUGAUUGGCAUUCUGUGUAAAUUACCUGUCGCGUUUACCUGCAGUGUUGGGGUGUUUCUGGCCAGCCGGGAUAAAGCCCAUGUCUCACCUCAGAUUGUAAAUGAAUCCUAACUCUUGAAAUGCUUGUGGGCAUUUCACCUGCAUGGGACCUAUUGUGACAUUUAAAUCAAAUUGCAUGAACGUGGGCUUAAGAAUCAUAGUUUUCAAAAGUUAUGGACAUACACGAAUUGUAUUUUACAUAGGCACACCCGUAAAACGUAAUGGUAAAAUGAUUUAUUUUAAUCCACAGUCGUUUUUAAACUUGCUUCAAGAGAGUUUUGGUGUUUGGCAUCGUUACGUCCAUAUGAACCCAAUGCAGCAAAAAUCAAUUGUUGUACUCUAAUUCUAUGCUCCGUGCCUUCACUAACCUGCACUGAACAGCGCGGUGAAGUAUAGUCGGAACAACCUCCACGACUCAGACGACGAGGGGAGGCCCUUAUCCAGCAGUAGAUUAACAAAGUAGAUGAAUAAAAUCCGCACCUCCGAUUAGCACCGUUGGCUACGUAUGGUGCGAAUGAAGUUCAUCAUGCAUAUAUACAAAGGGCUGUACACCUACAUGUCCACAGAUUCUGCCAACAACGACCCCUGCCUCCGAAACUCGGGCGUCGUGAGUUUCACACUUGAGCAGCCAAAGCAAAGGCUCUUCCUGAAGAAUGCGACCGGGUGGAGGGGAUUGUCCUGGGCAAUUUAAGGCAGCUUUGGGCUCAUUGUUGGCUGCGGGGCGAACAGACCACGCGUAUGUCUUCUCAUUGGCUAGCGGCAGUGCAAUUUUCCACACUUUAAUGCCUGUUGUUGAAAAAAAAAACGAAAAAGAAAAAAGUUAAAAAAAGGUGAAACUAAUACAAAGUUGAGGACUCCAAAACCAUCUGAGCCUUACUGUGGGUGAAGUUGAGCCUGUAUUGACACAGCUGACUUUCAGGUGGUUUUACACAGUAUUUCAGGUACAAAAUGCAGAGGACGUUAUAAUACACUCACCACAUAUGGGGGGGCUGGAUUUAGAGAGGUUUUGAUGCUUUUGUGGAAGAACAUGCUGGGGGGAAAACAUCCAAAUUGGCAAUCAGCCUUUGGGUUUGUUUUUUUUGUCAGUGUUGUGAUUUUUGUUGUCUAUUUUUUGUACACUAACACGGGGGGGAUUUUUUUCACUCUCCAGAGGAAAAGGAAAAAAACCCACCCCCCCCCCCCCACCCGACAUUCAUAGAGCGUCACUUUACCGCAUCUCCAACGCACGGCCAAUAAUGAGGUGAUGAACUUCGAAACGAUGCUAGAAACCUUGUGCAAAACGGGCAAUGUGCCGUAAUUUUUCGCCCACGUGUCUGUGGAAACUACGUCUACGAGACGCAAAAAAACGAAUUGAUACAUUUCCUCGCGGAUUAGUGUUUUUUUGUGAAGGGCGCAAGCUAAAAUACAGAUUUUUGGAUAUUAGUUGGUAAAGGAAAGGCGGUAGAUACAAAAAACGAGUUUGUUUUCCCUAUAUCUCAAUACCUUGUUUGAGUUACAGGUAUUAUUUGCCGGUCUUAAAUUAAUGCGAUUUUUGAUGAGCUUAUUCUUCAACGAUCAAUGUAAAAGUAUAACCCCGAUCCGCACAAAGGUCCACGAGCAGAUCAAUGAAUUUUUAAUAAAUACAAAAAAAAACUUCGAGAAAUUGCACGCUCAGAUAUUUAUUGUCCUGAAACAUAUUUAAAAAGUAUUGCACAAAUAAAAAUUUACACAAUUUCGUUGUUUUAACUUAUCACCUAAAACAGAUUUUGUGCGAUUAUUUUGAUAUUUAUAAAUAUGCUGAAGUGCUUUUCAAGACAUAAAAAUAGCAAACUUUUACUAUCUUCUAUGCAAAAAUCUAACUAAAGUGAUAUGACAGUUGUUUCAAACUGUAUUGAUGUGGCACAUUUUAAAAUUGUUUAAUAGGAUUAACGUGAAGUCUGAGGGUAACCUUCACAAACAUAAGCUUUUACUUACCUAUAAAAUAUCCUGAAUACACUUGAAUUCUACUUUUUAGCUGUAGGAAGGUAAAACCUAUCUUGAGCGAGUUUCUUUCUUGGUAGCAUGCAAACAGAAUACUGCCGCUCACCACCGCACCUUCUUUGCACGUGCAAGGAUUUGUAUGGACCCAAGCAGUUUGGUC
Messenger RNA from Lethenteron reissneri (Far Eastern brook lamprey), 7110 nucleotides. Its product is annotated as DNA (cytosine-5)-methyltransferase 3A-like. Gene Ontology annotation, cellular component: nucleus. The record is from RefSeq and is a predicted model, not a curated record. Gene Ontology annotation, molecular function: methyltransferase activity. NCBI's taxonomy places the organism in Eukaryota, Metazoa, Chordata, Hyperoartia, Petromyzontiformes, Petromyzontidae.